CCAGCGUGCUUCACGCCGGUCGCUGUGGCUGGGCCUGGGGCGUUACGAGGUUUUUUUACCUUUUUUACCGUACGUAGGUCGGACCUAGCACUCGGGUCCCCGUCGCGGCGGCAAGAUGGUGAAGCCCAAGUACAAAGGACGGAGCACCAUCAACCCGUCGAAGGCCAGCACAAACCCCGAUCGAGUACAGGGAGCAGGAGGCCAAAACAUGAGGGACCGGGCCACCAUCCGGCGCCUGAAUAUGUACAGGCAGAAGGAGCGCAGGAACAGUCGUGGUAAAGUGAUUAAGCCUCUGCAAUAUCAAUCAACAGUGGCUUCUGGCACAGUGGCGAGAGUGGAGCCAAACAUUAAAUGGUUUGGAAACACACGUGUGAUUAAGCAGUCAUCAUUACAAAAAUUUCAAGAGGAAAUGGAUGCAGUUAUGAAGGAUCCUUACAAAGUUGUCAUGAAGCAAAGCAAGUUACCCAUGUCUCUUCUCCAUGAUCGGAUCCGGCCUCACAACUCAAAGGUUCACAUUCUUGAUACUGAAAGCUUUGAAACUACAUUUGGCCCUAAGUCACAGAGGAAGCGACCAAAUUUAUUUGUGAGUGACAUGCAGUCUCUUGUAGAAAAUGCGGAAAUGUCCACUGAGUGCUAUGACCAAGGCAAGGACCGUGACUUGGUGACUGAAGACACUGGUGUGAGAAAUGAAGCCCAAGAAGAGAUCUAUAAAAAGGGACAGUCCAAAAGAAUAUGGGGUGAGCUCUACAAGGUGAUAGACUCAUCAGACGUUGUGGUACAGGUUCUUGAUGCUAGAGAUCCAAUGGGUACCCGUUCCCCUCACAUCGAGACUUACUUGAAAAAGGAAAAACCCUGGAAACACCUCAUUUUUGUUCUGAACAAAUGUGACCUUGUUCCAACCUGGGCAACAAAACGAUGGGUGGCGGUCCUCUCCCAGGAUUAUCCGACACUUGCUUUCCAUGCAAGUCUCACUAACCCCUUUGGCAAAGGAGCAUUUAUUCAGCUUCUCCGGCAGUUUGGAAAGUUGCACACUGAUAAGAAACAGAUCAGUGUCGGGUUCAUUGGCUAUCCAAAUGUUGGCAAGAGCUCUGUGAUAAACACCUUGCGCUCCAAGAAAGUUUGCAGUGUGGCCCCCAUUGCAGGUGAAACCAAGGUCUGGCAGUAUAUUACCUUGAUGCGUCGGAUAUUCCUCAUUGACUGCCCAGGUGUGGUUUACCCCUCUGAGGACUCGGAGACGGACAUUGUGCUAAAAGGCGUUGUUCAAGUUGAAAAAAUUAAGACUCCUGAAGACCACAUUGGUGCUGUCCUUGAAAGAGCGAAGCCAGAAUAUAUCAGCAAGACAUACAAGAUUGACGCUUGGGAGAAUGCUGAGGACUUUCUGGAGAAGCUAGCUUUCCGGACUGGGAAGUUACUGAAGGGCGGAGAGCCCGACUUGCGGACCGUGGGUAAGAUGGUUCUCAAUGACUGGCAGCGGGGCCGGAUUCCUUUCUUUGUCAAGCCACCCAGUGCAGAGCCGCCUGCAGCCCCCCAGCUUCCAUCCUCCUCAUCUUUGGAAGUUGCCACAGAAGCAACGCAGAACAACCCAGGAGAGGAAAUGACAGAAACUGUAGGUGAAGAGUCAGAGUCUGUCGCUGAGAAGGAGAGAGAAGAGCAGGGCCACUGUGACGCUGAUUCAGAAAUGCAGCAGAUUGUGGCACGGGUUCGACAGAACUUCGGCAAAAUCAAUGUCGUGCCUCAGUUUUCUGGGGAUGACCUGGUUCCUUUGGAGAUGUCAGAUAUUGAGGAAGAGCUGGAGAGCUGUUCUGCAGAGGAGGAGGAGGGGGAGGAGCCUGAGCACCACGGAGACGAGGGGGAGGAGUCUUACCCCGAGUCCCAGGAAGAACACGAGGGAAACGACACCAAGGCGGUUAUUAAAGCCCUGGAUGAAAAGAUCGCUAAAUAUCAGAAGUUUUUAAACAAAGCCAAAGCUAAAAAGUUUUCAGCAGUCAGAAUAUCCAAGGGACUAACUGAAAAGGUUUUUGCAAAACCUGAAGAACAAAGGAGAACACCUGAAGAUGUAGAAGAUAGAGCACCUACCAAAAAGGGAAAGAAGAGGAAGGCCCAGAGGGAAGAGGAGCAUUCAAAUAAAAGUCGCAGGAUGCUCACAUCUAAGGAACGGAGGCGAGCAGCACGGCAGCAACAGUCUAGAAAAGUUGGUGUACGCUACUAUGAGACACACAACGUGAAAAAUAGGAACAGAAACAAAAAGAAGACCAAUGACUCAGAGGGGCAGAAACACAAACACAAAAAAUUCAAACAUAAGCAGUAACAUCUAAAAAAUUGUUUAUUAAAUUAUACAAAAAUA
Messenger RNA from Diceros bicornis minor, 2344 nucleotides. It is a transcript of the gene GNL2, whose product is annotated as G protein nucleolar 2. Gene Ontology annotation, cellular component: nucleolus. The coding region runs from base 116 to 2308 and encodes 730 amino acids. The record is from RefSeq and is a predicted model, not a curated record. Lineage: Eukaryota; Metazoa; Chordata; Mammalia; Perissodactyla; Rhinocerotidae. Gene Ontology annotation, molecular function: GTP binding. The transcript has 16 exons.